ACGUGCAUGCUCUAGUGUCGCAGUAGGUCGAUCCAGCAGCACACGGUCGGAGUGCUAGCUGAGGCCUGUCAGCCAGUGUGUGAGCUCGAUCGCGAGAUGGCUCCGUCGUCUUCUUCUUCUCGUCCUGUACAUCUCCACAGCUUUAGCGUGCGCGUCCUACUGCUAGUGUUGGCGUGCCUCGUGUCGGCCGCUACGCCGUCGUCCGCGUUUCGGUGGUCGUGGAUGCCGAUAGGCCGGGGGAAUAAUAGUAAGAACUACGGGCACGACUACCGCGACGCGCUGUCCAAGUCGAUCCUCUUCUUCGAGGGGCAGCGGUCCGGGCGGCUGCCGGCCGACCAGCGCGCGGCGUGGCGGGGCGACUCGGGCGAGUCGGACGGCGGCGGGGCCGGCGUGGACCUGGAGGGCGGGUACUACGACGCCGGCGACAACGUCAAGUUCGGGUUCCCCAUGGCGUUCACGGCCACCAUGCUGUCCUGGAGCGUCAUCGAGUUCGGCGACCUCAUGCCGCCCGCCGAGCGCCGGCACGCCGUCGCCGCCGUGCGCUGGGCCACCGACUACCUCCUCAAGACCAUCGCCCACCCCGGCGUCCUCUUCAUCCAGGUGGGAGACCCGUGGAAGGACCACGAGUGCUGGGAGAGGCCGGAGGGCAUGGACACGCUGCGCACGGUGUACAACGUGACCGCGCCACGGACGGGGUCGGACGUGGCCGGGGAGACUGCGGCGGCGCUGGCCGCGGCGUCCAUCGUGUUCCGCGGCGACGGCGCUGACGAGGAGUACGCCGAGCGGCUGCUCGCGGGCGCCAAGACGGCGUUCGAGUUCGCCGACGCUCACAAGGGCGCCUACAGCGACGACCCCGGGCUCAGGGCAGGUGGCUGCCCCUUCUACUGCGACUACAACGGUUACCAGGAUGAGCUUCUGUGGGGGGCGGCGUGGCUAAGGAGGGCCUCUGGGGACGACACAUUCCUGAAGUACAUCAAGGACAACGGCAAGACCCUCGGGGCAGAGGAAGGCUUCAACGAGUUCGGGUGGGACAACAAGCAUGCCGGUCUCAACAUCCUCGUGGCCAAGGAGUUCAUGGACGGCAACGCGCUGUCUAUGGAGUCUUUCAAACAGUCUGCAGACAACUUCAUUUGCACGCUCAUCCCGCAAUCCUCGUCGCAGCACAUCCAGUACACACCUGGGGGGCUGAUCUACAAGACUGGAGGCAGCAAUAUGCAGCAUGUCACCUCCUUUUCCUUCCUGCUCCUAACCUAUGCCAAGUAUCUCUCUAAUUCCUCUCACACUAUCAACUGCGGGGGCAUUUCAGUUGGUCCAGAAACUCUUCAGCUUCAAGCCAAAAAACAGGUUGAUUAUAUAUUGGGAGAUAAUCCGAUCAAAAUGUCCUACAUGGUCGGGUACGGCGACCGAUAUCCUCAGCGGAUCCACCAUAGAGGAUCAUCGUUGCCUUCGAUCAAGACGCAUUCCCAGCGAAUGGCGUGCAAAGAUGGCACGCCUUACUACGAGUCAUCUAACUCGAACCCUAACCCGUUGAUCGGUGCGGUCGUUGGGGGGCCAGGUGAGGAUGAUUCUUAUGAGGACAACCGUGCUGAUUUCAGGAAAUCUGAACCGACUACCUACAUCAAUGCUCCCUUAGUAGGCGUUCUUGCCUACUUUGUUGCCAACCCAAACCCAGGCCAUAUCAGACACUGAGCACUGGUAUCUGGCUAUGUAGAUAUACAGGAGUGUCAAAAGUUACAAAUAGGUAGAAGUGAAACAAAGCAAAGUAGGUUUCCCCCGCAAAAGAAGAAACAAAGUAGGUUUGUGUUUAGAUGGCACAACAUAUUCAUGGGAUUGGAAUCAUUGGAUUGCAGACCGUGGGGUGUAUCAAUUAAUAAAUGAAAGCUUACCUUCCAAUGUU
Brachypodium distachyon (stiff brome) is the source of this 1897-nucleotide messenger RNA. Its product is annotated as endoglucanase 23. NCBI's taxonomy places the organism in Eukaryota, Viridiplantae, Streptophyta, Magnoliopsida, Poales, Poaceae. The record is from RefSeq and is a predicted model, not a curated record. The coding region runs from base 97 to 1689 and encodes 530 amino acids. Gene Ontology annotation, biological process: carbohydrate metabolic process. Gene Ontology annotation, molecular function: hydrolase activity, hydrolyzing O-glycosyl compounds. The transcript has 5 exons.